This is a messenger RNA of Phodopus roborovskii (desert hamster), 2159 nucleotides long. RefSeq names its product doublecortin domain-containing protein 1-like. Gene Ontology annotation, molecular function: microtubule binding. The annotation marks the transcript as partial. Gene Ontology annotation, biological process: regulation of mitotic cytokinesis; intracellular signal transduction. The record is from RefSeq and is a predicted model, not a curated record. Lineage: Eukaryota; Metazoa; Chordata; Mammalia; Rodentia; Cricetidae. The transcript is spliced from 16 exons.
UCUGCUGUUAACGAAGAAAGUGACUUGGACAGUGCAUGGGUUGAUGCUUCCCACUGAUGUCAGACAGAAAACCAAGUCCCCACUUUCCAGAAGGAUGAAGACACUUGCUCAGAAGACUGCAGUACGAAUUCUAGUCUUUAAGAAUGGCAUGGGGCAGGAUGGGCAUGAGAUUACAGUGGGAAAGGAAACAUUGAGGAAGGUUUUAGAUGUCUGCACAAUGAAAAUGAAUCUAGAUUCACCAGCCAGAUAUAUGUAUGACAUGAAUGGUAGAAAAGUUGAAGAUAUUUCAAAAGUUCCUGUGCUUGAAAAAUGCCUGCAAGAUUCCAUCACACCUUUGCGGGGACCACUUUGGGUCUCUAAGGGAGAAGGUUUCAGCCCCUCGGGUGCUAAGAUAUACAUCCAAGGAGUUCUUGGGGCCUUGUAUCCACGAUUAAAGUCUGCAAAAAAUUAUUACAAGCAGUUGAACAUGGUCCUGAACGAACAGAGAGCCAAGAUCACAGCAAAGGCCAUUCUUUCUAUGACACCAGAGGAAUACUGGAAGUCACGAGAAGAUACUCUGUACAAGUGUCACUUCCGUGCUCUAUUGCCAUGGAGCAUGAGGAGUGGAACGAGUAGCUUUCUGCUGCACAAUGAGAUGGUGCGCUUUUUCAGCAUAUGCAUGCGUAAGCCUUCUUUUGUGAAUGGGACCGAUAGGGUGAGCAUGCUGAUUGAUGAAUUGCAGACAGCUAUCAAAAGCAACAGAGGUCAUCUCGCUAAGCUUGGCCCCCAAUUACAGGCUGAACAGGAGCAGUUCUCCUCUUAUGUCUGCCAACACAUUAAGAGUCUUCCAGAAAACACCGUGGUCCCAGGAGGACUGCAUCUCAAGGUAUUUGAAAAUGGUAAAGACACUGGAGAGAUCUCUGUUUACAUCAGUAGAAAUGAUUUAAAGUGUGGUAGCCCAGCACAAGGUGACGAAACAAUGCGAAGAUUGCUUCUCAGAAUCCAUCAACGGCUUCAAGGUUCCUCCAUCAAGUCACAAGGCCUCCACUUGUCUUCAGCUCGGAUUUUUGAUGAGCAUGGUCAAGAGAUUAAGAGUCCACUGCAGCUGAAGAAUGGGCAAAAAAUUUGGCUUUCUUAUGGGAAAGCAUACAGAUCUCCUUUAAGCCCUGUUUUGGCACUGACCUUUGACCGAGUGAUUGCUUUUGCUAGAGAUGGUACCACUGCUAUCUAUAAGACCUUUAUGGAUGCUGAUGCUGCUCUGCUACUUGGAUGUGAUGAUUGGGAAGUUUGUGAGGGAUUUCCAGUGAACAUUGAGUGUACCCGCCAACAGAUCCCUGAUUGCUUUGAAAAGGUGGCCUUGGAGAACCAUUUCCUACAGAACAAGGUGGAUCCCAACAUUGUUCUUUAUGCCUCUGUUUCCAUCAGAAAGCACAGCUUCUCAAGGAGGGAAGUGAACAGUGGGAUUCAGGCAGUGUCCUCCUGGCCUGCAGCCAGCAUGUGGCUGAUCACCAAGACUGGGAUGAUCCUGAACAGAGCGAUAACUCAGGGCUGCCUGGCUAUUGGUCAUCCAGUCAGAGUUGAGACCACCCAAGGAACAUCACUAGAAGCAUACAAAUUACUGCUACGGAAAAGAGAUGAAGGAGAUGAGUCCCAGAAGUGGAUAUUUGGAACAGAUGGCUGCAUUUAUUCUAAGGCUUAUCCUCAGUUUGUCCUGACUUACCUGGAGGAGCUUACUGCUCCAAGGGAUGUGAGCCAAACAGAGGACCAUAGUCACCAUAGAGCCUGGACCACAGCUCAUCAAGAACAUGGUAGACCCUGUGUGGAAAAGGUCAGUGUGGUGGCCAGAGGCAAGAUAGAAACAGACGUCGUAGUCAAAAUCAACUGCACCAUUUCUAUGUCUCAUUACAAGGGUUUGCAAAAACACACCAACAGUCCUCUACUGAAGCAGCUGCCGGAACCCUCGGAUACUCAUGAUACGCCACAAGGCUCUCUUGAGGAAACGGAGCAGCUGGCAGUAGUGCUACUGAGGAGACUGGAAGAGAAACAUCCCAAGGCUCCUGCUCAGAGUGACUUUGUGAGCAGUGAGGGUCUCUGCUGCUACACCCACGAGCAGCCCCUUCCCUUCCCAGGGAAGCAAGCAGCUGCCAUGGACUGCAUUGACGUUUGUCUUCAUGACUCAG